UGUACAUCCCAUUCGCUCAUAAUCUUACAACACCUUGAACAGAACUGUUCAAUUUCAAUACAUUUACGUCUUAUUUAAAGUGCAUAUACAAACCCGUUAUUUUUUUUUUCAAAAACAUGAUUGGAACUGCCACUGCAUUAAGUAUUUUAACGUUAUUGUUCUUCCCAACCGCAGAAGGUAGACAUUUUCGAUUCGAUUAUACAUACAAGGAAGAAAUUGACGGUUGGAUGAAGCUACACCGCGUACCGGCUACUUGGAAUGAAGCACGACUCCGAUGUCACGCUGAAGGAGCGGUUUUGGCGUCGCCACUAACGCAAUCAUUCCUACCCGUGAUGAGGAAGUUGAUGUUGGCAAAUAAUAUCACCCAGUGUGGAGCAUUUACCGGAAUUCAUGCGACGCUGUAUAAAGGUGUUUAUACUUCGAUAGAAGGUGUACCGCUCGCCAGACUUCCAAUACGCUGGGCGAUCGACGAGCCUGACAACUAUGAGAACAGCGAAGAGUGCCUGCUGUUACAACCUGACGGCACCAUGGCCGACGUCAACUGCAGUAACACCUUCCCCUUCAUGUGCUACAAGAAAAAAACCACCAACAUUGUAGCCACCGCAUGUGGUACUUCUGAUCCAAAUUACUAUCUGGAACCACGGACGGGCAGCUGCUAUAAAUUCCACCAUAUCUGCCAGACCUGGCACCGGGCUUACAUGACAUGCGAAUCUGAAGGUGGCCACCUCGCCAUCAUCAACAGCAACACAGAGGCACAAGUCCUGAAGGAGUUGUUUGCUAAGAACCCAACUGUAUUAUCACCCUGUAGUUACAAAGAUAUAGCAUCACUUGGUUUCUUGGAUUGGAAUCGUGACAAUUACUGCGAAACUUUGGAAGAUGCAGGCUAUGCGAUGUGGUCUAAAGGCCAACCGGAUAACGCGGUUACUCGUAAUAUACCACAACACUGCGGAGCGAUGUUUAGAACUGCUCUACUGGACGAUCACACAGUGGGUAUCACGACCACUGUCUUAGCUCUGCUGUGGGGUGUAAUUGUCGCGGAAGGCAGAUGGGAAAAAGAAUACCGGUUCGAUUAUACAUAUAAUGAGACGGUAAUCGGAUGGUUGAAACUGCACUACAUACCUGCCACCUGGGACGAGGCGCGUCUGCGAUGUCAUGCUGAAGGUGCUGUCUUAGCUUCACCGCUCGAUAAACCCCUUCUGAAUGCUAUGAAUGAUAUGGUCGCAAAAAGCACAAGCAAUACGAACUGUGGAAUAUUCAGCGGUAUUCAUUCGACGAUCUACAAAGGAGUUUAUUCGUCAGUGGAAGGUAUACCACUUUCCAAGAUCCCGGUGCGCUGGGCACCUGGUGAACCAGUAUCCGAAUACGACGAAGGUUGUUUAUUGCUAGUGUGGAAUGGAACUAUGGCCGUCGGUAACUGUACCGAUUCGUAUCCCUAUAUAUGCUAUAAAAAAAAAACUCAUUAUGUUAAACUUACUGCAUGUGGUACUGACGACAAGUAUCAACUGAAUACUAAAACAGGUAGUUGCUACAAAUUUCACAAUGUAUGCCAGACGUGGCGCCGAGCAUACAUGACGUGUGCUGCAGAAGGUGGACAUCUGGCCAUCAUCAACAGCCCAACUGAGGCUGAACUACUCAAAGAACUAUAUGCUAAACAUCCAGCAAGUAAUAUAUUCUGUAAAUACAAAGAUACAACGAUGGUUGGUUUUUUGGACUGGAGUAAAGAUGACUUCUGGUUUACUAUACAUGCCAAAUCUCAAGCUAUGAUUGUCGGUAGUGGCAGGCUGAGGUGUAAGUUGGAAUGGUCUCAGAUUCCUCCAUUGGUAUACGAGGGUACUGAGAUAUCUUAUACUGAUAAAGUGAAAAACUUAGGACUUAUUAUGGAUAGUACAUUGUCGUGGACCUCUCAUAUUAAUGACAUUAGUAGACGGAUAAUCACCACGGAUAUCAUAGAACACUGUGUGAUACCCAUAGUAUCUCUUGUGAGGCUGAUGAGGCGACUAAUGGAAGAAGAUGAAAUGAUCAAGAGAUGGGCAGCAGUGCCCCUCUUAAAACAGCAACAAAGCCUAUUUGUGGUUGUCAACCCGCCUGCCAAGUGUGACAACUACCAGCAAAACCUUCCUUUUAAGGGAGACCUAUGUUCACCAGUAUACGGUGAGACGCUAGAAGAAGCCGGCUAUUCAAAAUGGAACAAUGGUACACCUGAUAAUAAUAAAUUAGGCACCUUGGGACAACAUUGCGGUGGCAUGACGAGGAAUGGUUUGUUGAACGACGUUUGGUGCGACACUGUGCCAUUCUCAUUUAUUUGUGAGAGAAACCCACCUAUCCCUCUUUAUUAAUCUUUGCUAACUACAGUUAAAACACAUUAAUAUGUUCACACUUCUUUAGAAAGAAACGAGAUCAAUUUGGAAAAUAAAAAAGAAAUGUCUAUAAUUAUUAAAAAAAAA
This is a messenger RNA of Galleria mellonella (greater wax moth), 2444 nucleotides long. RefSeq lists its product as uncharacterized. NCBI's taxonomy places the organism in Eukaryota, Metazoa, Arthropoda, Insecta, Lepidoptera, Pyralidae. Bases 117 to 2336 code for a protein of 739 amino acids. The transcript has 14 exons. The record is from RefSeq and is a predicted model, not a curated record.